AUGAAAAACUACAAGCACAGCAUUUCACGUUGCUAUAAAAAUGUUAAUGAGCAAAGAGGUGAGGAAUAUUGGGAUUAUGAAAAGACUUCCAUUGAUUACAGGAUAAUUAAUAAUAGAACGAGAGAAUAUGAAAUUUUAACUAAAGUUGGGCGCGGCAAAUAUAGUGAAGUUUUUAAAGGCAUAGGUCUAAAAUCAAAAAAAUUAGUUGUUAUUAAAAUGUUAAAACCAGUUAAAAAAAAGAAAAUCAAACGUGAAAUUCAAAUUUUAAGUAAUUUAAGUAACUAUUCGAAAUAUGUUAAUAUUGAUGAAAAGACAAAAAACAUGGAAUUCAACGAAAAAUCCUACUUGAAUGAGGAUACCAUCGUUCCAGCUGACACUAUAGUAGAGCAAAAUAAAUUAGAAACUUCUCGUUAUACCAGAGAAUACUACAAUUUACCACAUGAUGGAUACAGAAACAUUAUUGGGCUACUAGACGUUUUACGCGAUCCCGUCUCUAAAACUCCAUCCCUAGUUUUUGAAUAUGUAGAAAAUCUGGAUUUUAGAACUUUGUAUCCCACUCUCAGUGAUCUAGACAUAAGAUUUUAUAUGUUUCAACUAUUGAAGGCACUAGAUUAUUGCCAUUCAAUGGGAAUAAUGCAUAGAGAUGUUAAACCGCAUAACGUGAUGAUAGACCAUAAGAAUAAACAACUGAGAUUGAUUGACUGGGGAUUGGCUGAGUUUUACCAUCCAGGCAUGGAAUAUAAUGUCAGAGUGGCCUCUAGAUUUUUCAAAGGCCCCGAGUUAUUAGUGGAUUAUAGAAUGUAUGAUUAUUCCUUAGAUAUAUGGAGUUUUGGCACUAUGUUAGCCUCAAUGGUUUUCAAGAAAGAACCUUUUUUCCAUGGAAUGAAUAAUGUUGAUCAAUUAGUUAAAAUUGUCCGUGUUUUAGGAACUGAUGAUUUUUUGAAAUAUUUGGAGACUUAUAGAAUCACAUUACCCUCUGAUUAUAAGGAUAUGGAACAUUAUAUUAGAAGACCUUGGAGAAGAUUUAUUAAUGAGGAAAACCAAGAAUUAUCUGACAAUCCGGACAUUUUAGACUUCUUGGAUAAUAUUUUACUAUACGACCAUCAAAAAAGAUUAACUGCUAGAGAAGCUUUACAACAUUCUUGGUUUGCUCCGAUUAGAGAAGGUAACUAUCAAAAAUGA
Messenger RNA from Saccharomycodes ludwigii, 1182 nucleotides. It is a transcript of the gene CKA1, whose product is annotated as casein kinase 2 catalytic subunit CKA1. Gene Ontology annotation, cellular component: protein kinase CK2 complex; nucleus; cytosol. Bases 1 to 1182 code for a protein of 393 amino acids. The transcript has a single exon. Gene Ontology annotation, biological process: DNA damage response; regulation of transcription by RNA polymerase III; regulation of transcription by RNA polymerase I. Gene Ontology annotation, molecular function: ATP binding; protein serine/threonine kinase activity. The record is from RefSeq and is a predicted model, not a curated record. Lineage: Eukaryota; Fungi; Ascomycota; Saccharomycetes; Saccharomycodales; Saccharomycodaceae.